Molecule: messenger RNA, 1404 nt
Organism: Thyridium curvatum
Lineage: Eukaryota; Fungi; Ascomycota; Sordariomycetes; Thyridiales; Thyridiaceae
Exons: 3
Coding region: 1-1404 (467 amino acids)
Molecular function (GO): protein binding
Source: RefSeq, a predicted model, not a curated record
AUGAACUUUGGCAUCGGCCUCAACGAUGUCAUCGUCAUCACCAAGUUCGCGUGGGACCUGUACAAGGCGUGCCGCGAGUCGAGCGACGACUUCAAGCGCCUGUCGGCCGAGGUCGGCUCGCUGCACGUCGUGCUCCGGGAGACGGAGGACUACCUGCACGACCACCCGGAGCUCGACGCCGAGCGCCGCCGGCGCCUCGUCUUCCUGCUCGACGCCUGCCGCCUCACGCUCGACGACCUGCAGCGCCUGCUGCUCAACUACGAGUCCCUGGGCACGAACCAGCAGCGCACCUGGGACCGCAUGCGCUGGGGGCUCACCGACGUCAGCGACCUGCGCUCGCGGCUCAUCUCCAACGCGACGCUGCUGGGGGCGUUUACGAGCAGCUUGGCCAACUCCUCCACCACGCGCAUGGAGAAGCGCCUGGCCAAGUUCAUGACCGAGGUCCGGGCGGGGCUGCGCGAGGGCUCCGUCGUCACGGCGCCCGACGUGACCGAGACGAUCGACACGCCCGACGUCUGGGGCCAGCUGCGGCGCGAGCUCGAGGACGUGGGCAUCUCGCACGCCGUCAUCGACGAGAACCGCGAGUACAUCAAGGCGUGGUUCAAGACGGCGCUGCAGGACGGGCUCAUGGACGAGGACAACCCCGCCGCCGCCGCUGCUGCCGCCGCUGCUGCUACCGGCAACGACGAUAGUGGCCUGUUGAUGCCGACCCCUUCCUCGUCGUCGUCGAUGCCCAUGAUGAUGACGACGCCGGACGCGUCGGACCCGAGCUUCAGGGUCACGCCGCCGGCGCCGAGCGACUCGGGCUACGGCGGCAGCGUGCGCAUGGACAGCGUGUCGAGCAUGACGUCGGCCAACGGCGACUUUGAGACGGAGCUGCGGCGGCGGCACACGGACCGCGAGGUCGACGAGGCGCUGCGGUCGCUGUCGCUGUCGCCGUCGGCUACCACCACGUCGGCGUCGGCGUCGUCGUCGUCGGCGGCAGCAGCAGCGCGGAUGCCGCCCGGAGGAGGCGCGGUGGCGGUGCGGAAGAAGUCGUCGCCGGCGCGGAUGCUCAUGAAGUUCUUGCAAAAGGACGACGCCAUCAUCCAGGCCGCGAGCGACGGGGACAUCAAGAAGGUGGCGAGGCUGAUCAGCGUCGGGGUGGAUGUGAACGCCAAGGACCGAUGGGGAUGGUCUGCGCUGAGCAUGUGCGGCUACGGAGGGUACACGGACAUUGCGCGGCUGCUGCUCGAGCACGGCGCCGACCUGGACAACAUCGACGUCGACGGCGAGUCGCCCGAGGACCUGGCGCGCAACCGGGGCAACAGGGAGAUGGUGAUCCUGUUUGACGAGGAGAGGAAGGCGAGGGACCUCAGGGCGCGCGAGAUGGACGCCGAGAAGCCGAGAAAGGUCGGCUCCUGA